Messenger RNA from Solanum tuberosum (potato), 2433 nucleotides. RefSeq lists its product as uncharacterized. The record is from RefSeq and is a predicted model, not a curated record. The transcript is spliced from 9 exons. Bases 779 to 2128 code for a protein of 449 amino acids. NCBI's taxonomy places the organism in Eukaryota, Viridiplantae, Streptophyta, Magnoliopsida, Solanales, Solanaceae.
UAACAAAGAGGGGUCAAUUUUGCAUGCAGUAGGGAUUUGUUGUUAUUACAAUACUUAGUGGAGAAGAAAGGGCUUACUAAUUUGUGUGUGAUGAUGGGUUUUCUCAUAUUUACUCUUCAAAUAUUAAUGGAUUUCCUGGCUUGGCCCCUACUCGCUCUGGGAUAUCCUCUAUAUGCUUCAAUCCGGGCGAUUCAGACUGACUCCAAGUAUCACAUGAGAAAGCUACUCACAUACUGGAUUAUCUUUUCUCUUUUCCACCACAUAUUUGACAAACUUAUUCAAUGGUACCCCAAUGUGCUCCAUCUACUCUUAAUUAGCUGUUAAAUUCUUAUGACACACUCUUUUUCUUUUUUUUUGGCUUCACGAGCCCGAUAUUCCGGAUUCGCGCAGCAUAGCGCUCCUCUCAAGGAUUUUUCCAUACUAGGGCCCGAACCCAAGACCAAGUGGUUAAGGGAGGACCACAUCCCUUGGUGGUUCUUAUGACACACUUAUUUCAAGUUAUAUGUCUGUUCUUGCUUCUAUUUCUUAAAUUGCCUUGCUGAGAAGUUGAGGAUUUCAAGAUUUUGUUGAAGCAUUUUGGGGAAAAUUGUACAAUAUUCGUGGUUGAACAUGAGAAACAACUCCACCAACAUGGAUUAUAGUGCAGUGGUGGAACUGCUUCCCUUAACCAGAAGUUUCGGGUUCGAGCACUGGGUAGUGGGUAUGGAGAAAAUCUUGUUGGGAGUGCCACCUUCGAAUAGGCACUGCACUGCGCGAUCCAGAUUUAGCUGGAGCUCCAAUGUGGGCUCCAGACACCGGGGUUCCUCUGUGGCCAUAUAUUAAAUUAAUAACCAUAUGUUGGUUGGUGAUACCGCAGUUUGAUGGCGCGUGUUAUCUUUAUCAAAAACUUAUUCAUCCAUGUUUGCUGGUGAAACUGCAUGAUGUUAUCACUCAGUUUUAUGGGUUUUGUUAUGUUUACCAACGCUUUCUGUAUGUAUGUUUGUCUGUCAACCUUCAAAUUGUGGCUGACUGGUUGAACAAGCCAAUGGAGGAUCCAUCUCUCAAGAAUGUAUCAUUUCUGACUACAGCAGAGAGGUAUCUUGAAGAAAAUGGAUCUGAUGCUUUGUUGAAACUUAUUGCAAACAAGUGCAAGGAUAAUAAUUUGAAUCAUCAUGCAGAAGAGAUCAAGACUACUGAUACUAGUGUGGAAGCAGGAACACUUAUCCCCAACCAGGUGCUUCAACUGUUGUUCCGAGCUCCCUGUACUACACUGUGUGAAGGGGCUUGUCCUGUUUGGCAAAAUAUCAAACCGAUGGAACACAUGGCAAAAUAUGAAGCAGCUCAACCCAAACAGGUUAGAAGUGCGAGGGAAAAUCUAAUUUGGAGUGAGAAGAAAACGAUAGGAAUGCAGGUCAAGGAAACGGAGGUUCCAACAAAGCAGACAAUCCAGCUUAAUCAGGAACCAGCAAGACAUGUAGCCGCAGCACAAUCAGAGCACAGCAAUAAUGAAAAAUUGGAAGAAACGGUCCACCUAGCAGGUGUUGAUCAGCAAGAAAAUCAAAAGCAACUGAAGAAUGCUGAUAUUGCUGUUCAUAAUUCUAAGCUGUGGUGCCCUGGGGAGAUUGCUAUGGCUGCACAUCUUGAUGGGAUGGAGCACUUGGCCAAACACCAAUUAUCUAUGAGUUCUAUGGCUGUGGCAGAGAGGUACCUUGAAGAGAAUGGAUCUGAUGCUCAGGAGAAACUUAUUACAAACAAGUCCAAGGCAGAACGGAUCCAGGCUACUGACACUUGUGAUAAAGCGGGAGUACUCACCCCCAGCCAGGUCAAACGCCUGAAGGGAAAUCUAAUUUGGAUCGCGAAGAAUACAGCAGGCAUGCAGGUCAAGGAAAUGACAUUUCCAGUACAAGAAAAACACGGUCCUAAUGAAAAACCUAAAGAAAAGAUUGAACUAGUAGCUACUGGACCACAUGAAAAGCUGAAGCAAGUGAUGAAUUCCGAUGGUGCUACACACAAUUCUAGGCUAUGGUGUGGUUUUUGUAACGUUAGAUGCUCUGGUGAGAUUGAUAUGGCUGCACAUCUUAAUGGGAGGAAGCACUUGGGAAAAGUGGUUAUUUUGGGUCCAAACUUUUACCCUAUUGGCAGAACAUAGGUACAAAAGAUACGAAGAGACAAAUACUCUAUAUGGUCAUGUAGAUAUCUUUCUGAACAUCUGCACAACUUUAUCAGAAGGUGGCCACAUAUUAAACUUGAUAUUAGCCUGUUCUUUUAAGCAGUUCUUUUCUCUGAUUAGUUUUCAGAUUCUAAUUAUAGUUACAGAAUUACACUUUUUGAAUGUACUUAGUGUCAUUUAAUCUACUUUGUGGGAGGAAAUAAAUGUUGCACGAGACAAGUAGACAAAUCAAACUUCUUGUCCUGUCCAGACUGCAAUAAAGCGACUGAUCAUGUCUACCAACA